Molecule: messenger RNA, 7168 nt
Organism: Rana temporaria (common frog)
Lineage: Eukaryota; Metazoa; Chordata; Amphibia; Anura; Ranidae
Exons: 31
Coding region: 897-6947 (2016 amino acids)
Molecular function (GO): protein binding
Source: RefSeq, a predicted model, not a curated record
UUAUGAUAAUAUGUUGUAUAUAUAAUUAGUUUGGUCAUUUUAAACAUUUGCAUUUAAUGUAUCUUUACAAAUACAAAACUGCCCUAAUACUGGAUAGACAUAUACAAGCUCAAUAGCUCAUUAUGCAACCUGAUAUUAGAGAUGUGUUCGUAAGGACGCAAUAAUGUUUAGAAUUGUAGGUAUCCUACUUCCUUCAUUGUGGUUGAGAUGAGUGACAGCGCUGAUCUGCUGUUAAAUAAACUUAGGGAGGGGUGUGUAAUUAACAGGUGAGCUGUCAUUCCCUCCAGGGGAGAGCACAAACAGGUAGAGUGUGUGUUGCUAAGGGGACGUCAGUUUGGCUUUGGCUAAAGGACUUCCUAUGGACAUUCAUUUAAUAAGCUUCAGCAGAUGAACAAGAGACCUUUUUUACUCUUCUAAAUGUGGAUUCCGCACGAUUCUUCCUAUCAGGUGCAUUUGUUUUCCAAAAACAACAAUUCUGCUCCCAAAGCACAUUAAUCAAGCUUCUGUCUGGAUUAUCAGUCGUCACUUGACGUAAUUCAUUUAACAAAUAAUACAGCGCUGGACAUUGAUAAUCAUGGCAAGAAAAGAUCUGCUAACCUGAACCAUGUGGUGCAUUCCUUUAAUAUAAAUGGACAUUUGGAUUUUGUCACUCAUGUGAUAUAUGUGACAUUGGUUAACACAGAGAGCAGCACGUGUUCAUAUUUUUCCUCUCGGCGGAGAUUAUAUAUCAGUAGUUUAUAUGUUGCAUUGUUGAAUACGUAUACUUUACAGGAUCUGAGAGCUUUUUGCGUUUUUCUUCACCUGGACUACAGCCAUUUGUAAUGUUACCUUUUUGAAUUAUUCAAUGAAUAACUAUGAUAAUAACAUAGUAUCGAACCUGAGAGUGAAACAGAACAAUGUGGACACUGUAUAUGAAAGGUAUAACUUCUCGCAAACAUGUACAAAAAGAAAAGAAAGAAGACAUUGCCUUCCCUCCUAUUUGCAAAACAUCUCCUGUUAUCUCACACUCAAUAAGGAGAAGCAGUUGGGGUGGCCAAGGGACUAAAUCUGUUCAGGACCUGUUCUUUUCCAUGCAGAUUUCUGACACUCAGAGGUCACUAAACAAGAACAACGGUCCGCGAGAUGUCAGUCUGGAAGACUGCCAUUGGAAUAUUCCUUACAAGAGAGUCAGUGGAGUGACAAGUACGCAGAUUAAGUCUCAUUUAAAGAAUAGCCUGUAUCAUCGGAGAGUGAAAAGAGUCAGUAAUGAAGUCGGAACAGGAGAUGAAAAUCAAUACAUCACAGAGAGCACUGAAUCAUUUGUCUUAAGGUCUCGAAAAAAAGUACCCGCUGUAGAAGAAGAAGAAAAAGAAGAAGGAGAAGAAGAAGAAGAAGAAGGUAAUAACAAAAGUCUAGAAUUCAAUAAAAAAUGUAGCUCAGAAGGUUGGACUAUUGCAACAUAUGACACUGCACAGCCAGAACAAUCAACAAGUGACACAGUACAAAAAGGGAUGCAGCUGAAUGGAACUUAUGAAAAUAAGACUGCAGAAUUGUUCUCUGAUGAAUAUGACACCAGUGCACCAGAGGAGCCUGGUAGAGUGGAAACAUCCUUUGGAAGUCAUGACACAGAUGAGGAAGAAGUACUUGAACAUUUCUCUGGGACAGAGCGCAAAAUUAUACAGGGAAUCAUGAAUGUACCCUAUACGGCAAAGAAGAAGGUUUUCAUGGUGUACAUCUGUGGAGGUUACCAAGAUUCCUUUCCAGAGCGCAAUGCCUUAUUCACAAAGUCUUAUCCAGAGCUCUAUAUUUACUUUAAGGAAAAAGGCAUUGAAUUUCGUAUAAUUGAUCUUAGAUGGGGCUUAAAGGAUGGAAUCAGCAAUGAUCAUGUUAUGACCUUCUUACACCUGAAGACUCUACAAAAAUGCCAGGAAGCAGGACACACAGCUUUCUUUUGUUUUUUAGGACAGAAAUAUGACCAACUGAACAUUCCAUCUACAUUAACAAAGGAAUCAUUUGAAGGUAUCAAAGCCACAUUAGAGAAAAUGAAGUUGGCAGCAGCAAAGGCAAAGCUUAGUGGAACCAGUGCAAUGGAUUCUGCUGGUGGAGAGGAAGCUUUACCAUCGGUGAAAGAUGAUGGUACAUCCUCUGAGUCACAAAAUCUGCAAAAUUCCACAGAAGACAAACCUACAACCGACCCUGCAAAUACUGACAUUUCUAAAGACCAAGAUGAGAAGGACAUGUUUGACCCCAGUCAGAAAAAAACAUCUCUUAAAUUUGACAGAGACCUCUCUCUUCUGAACCAAUGGUUUAAGCUGGAUGAGAAUGCUAUACCCAGUGUAUAUAGACUUCAACCUAUUAGCACAUAUUAUGGAGACAUAUUUAGCCGAGAUCCUUCACGCAGACAACAGGCCAAGAGUAAAUGGUUAGGUACAAUGCAAAGACUAUACGGUAUACUCCAGGAAUACAGCCUGCUUGCACUUGGUAAAGAGGCAGCAGAAAAGCUCCUGAAACCAGUUGUUCAGCAAGAAAUUGACCAAGCUUUUCAAGUUGGUGGAAUCCCUGAAGAUUACUUUCAUUGCUUUAAAAGGAUUAUUAGCGACAUCAAAUAUAACCUGUCCAAUAAUCGAGCUUCAGACUACAUUGACGUCCUUCCCCUCAAACCUGAACUAAAUAUGACUCUUCAUGAUGCCCAACAGAUUCUGAUCAAAAGACUGCAUGAGAGACUGCGCCACACAAACAUCUACGAGUACAGUACCAGCUGGGGAUGGGAUGGGAUAAAUCCUGUUAGUAACAGGUCUCAUGCAUAUUAUCUGGAACGUCUUUGCAAUGACUUUCAGAGAAAGGUCAUUGGUCACUUCAACAGCAUGACAAAUGUGCCGAGCUUUCCAGAGAAAACUUGGACUAGGAAGCAAUUCUUCAGAUAUCAGAGGAAUGAAGAAAUUCUGGAACAUGCCAAGCACUGCCACACUCUUGUUAGCAGCUUCCUAGGUCGGCAAUCUUUCCUGCUGGAUCUUCAGGAGCAGAUAAAGGCUGGAAACAGACACCUAAUAGUUCUUCAUGGGCAGCCUGGAAGCGGCAAGAGUGCUCUUAUGGCCAAACUGGCGGUAUCAGCAACACAUUGGAUUUCUGGGGACAUCAGGGUUGUGGCUCGAUUUAUAGGAGCUACUGGUGAGAGCAGAGAUAUUCGUCUGUUGCUACAAAGUCUUUGCUAUCAGAUUGCAGAUAUAUAUGACCUGCCAACGUGCUUCUCAGAGAAUAUCAAUGGGUUAAUAAAUGAGUUUUCAACAGUGCUGGAGUUUGUUCCACGGAGAAGACCUCUAAUGGUGAUCCUGGAUGGUUUAGAUGCUUUAUCAGGAAAUUACACAAACUUUUCCUGGAUACCCAAGGAACUGCCUCCAAAUGUCAACUUCAUUGUAUCUGUUCCCAGUGGCAGUGAAUCAGAUUGCACCUUCUUUAAACAAUUACAGAAACUUACGGUAGAGCAGAAUGUGAUCCAGAUACCACCACUAAGCUCAGUAGAAAUAAAUGAAAUGUUUGACUUUUGCGUGAGUAAGGAUCACCGUAAACUUACCAGUAACCAAAGAGCAGUAUUGCGUCAGGCUUGUGAAGCCUAUCCUAUUCCACUGUUUGUGACCUGCGCUUAUAUGGAGUCUCAGCUAUGGACAUCGUAUACCCCAGACUCAGAUAUCUAUCUGUAUCCUAAUAUCUCAAAAAUUUACUCUUGGAUUCUAGGAAGACUGGAGAGGAUACAUGGAGAACAAAUGGUAAAGAAAAGUGCAUCUUACAUUUCCCUGUCUAGGAAUGGCAUCACACGAGAAGAGCUCCUGGACUUGUUAUCUCUAGACCAAGGUGUCAUGGAUGAGAUUAAACAAUACCAGGGUGUUACGGUGCCAGUAUUUCCAGAAGCACUUUGGGAAAAGCUGCGUUGUGACUUUGGAGUUCACUUGGUUGAGCAAAGGACGGAUAAUAGUUAUGUUUUUGACUGGGCGCACAACCAGUUCAGGUCAGUUUGUUUGAAUCGAUAUGUGAAAACAAAGGAGUAUCAGAUCGCUAUCCAUUCUGCAUUUACAAACUACUACCUGGAAAGUCGUAGUCGCAAUAAACUCAGUAAAAGUGAGGUGCCAAUGAUGCCAUUCUCAUGGCUGGUAAAGGAAGAGAACACGACAGUUCCUGUGUUUAACCUGCGUAAACUCCUUGGGAUAUCUUAUCACCUGGUCCAGUCUAACCAGAUUUCCCGGCUGAUAACAGAGUGCAUAUUUAAUUACGAGUACCUUCUCCAUAAAGUUUGGGCUUCGUCUGUUGUAAAGAUCCAAGAAGACAUAAAGGCUGCCAUUAAUCCUGAACGACCAUCGCUUGAUUUGAAUCUGCUGUCUGAAACUCUUCAGUUAUCUACCAAAGUUUUGCUGACAGAUCCCUGUCAACUGGCUUCUCAGCUGAAAGGACGACUCCACCAGAUAGAAGUUUUAGAUAAACCUGUUGCUCCUGGUGAUCCCAGAAAAUAUCAUUUACUGCAAUCUUUGCUAUCUCAAUGCCAACAGUCCUCAAUAGACACAUUUCUGCCUUCCUUCACCUGUCUUCUGCCACCAGGAGGUAUUCCCUGUGACACAAUAGCUGGCCACACAAGCAGCAUCACCGCCGUUGCAAAAACUCAGACUGGUCUCCAGGCAGUCACAGCAUCCAGAGAUGGCACUUUAAAAGUCUGGGAUUUGGAGACUGGCAAAGCAGUAUUCACUCUCCAUGGAGUUGGAAAGAAAAUUGACUCUAUCACUGUGGGGAUGCAGAAUAAAAUUGUUGCAAUUACUGAGGACCAUGGCUUCCAAGUAUGGGACAUGUGCCAUCAAAAAUUGGUGUUUGUGCAGCAUGAUUGUUUAGAUGCUCCAAUUCUCACUACUGCCAUGGAUGGGCAGCUCCUUCUGGCAUUUUUUGAUGGAAGCCAACUGGUUAAGGUAUUUGAUUUGGCAGACUCCUGCAAGCUGAUCUGUCAAGUGGACAUUCCUGCCGAUGAGACUUCUGUUCAUAAAAAUCUCUCCAUACUGGUCUCCAAAAAUUCAGUAAAAGACUACAUUGUGUUCGCCUACAGGAGUGGGAAGGAAGCCAUGGUGCUGAGUGCCAGACGAGGGGCUGUUGUUGCCAAACUCACUGCUCAAGACCCAGUAGCUUCAGUUCAGGGUGUGGCUGUAACCAAGGAGUAUUUCAUAGUCAUCUGCAGGUAUCCAUCCCUGAAAUCACAUGACAUGGUGCACAUCGAGCUAUUCAGUGUGAAUACGUUUGCAUAUAUUCGCACUGUGAAAGGCUGUGGCAAUGACUUCAUGACCAAGUUUGCUGUAAACUGUCAAGGAUCUCAUGUGGUUGCUUUUUCUUGCCUACCUAACACAAACACCACAGAGAUAGUGGUGUGGAAUUUGGAAACUGAGGAUCAUAAACACAUGGUUAAGUUAUCUUCUGUGCCUACAGGAGGAAUAUGUUUCGAUCUUCGCUACUGUUUAGCUUUCUGUGAUGGAGAGAAUUUCUUAAGGUCAUGGAACCUAGCGAAUCGUUUAAAUGACCAGUCAUUGACUGUCAAUGUCAACAGGAAUAAAAAACCUGAUGGGGUCCAAGAGAUUGUUACAAUGAAGAACUUUCCAAGAUAUGCGGUCUGCAGGAGUGUGAGACCUGGAGUGGUCACUGUGUGGAAUAUUCUGAAGUCAAAAUGUAAGGGCAGUGCAGUUCGAGUGGAGAGAGGCCUGAUGGAGAGCAGUGAUGUUGUUCUGAUCAGGGACAUGAAACUCUACAUCCUCACUGACCGGGGAAUGGCUUCCUUCACUGACACGCCUAGGCCUAUAUUUCAGACUCUUUUGAUAUAUGACCUACUAAAGAAGAAAUAUAUCAGCAGGAAGACUGGUCUUUACAUUAUUCCAUGUCCAAAGCAUGAAUAUAGGAUACUCGAUGGAGGGCUACUCCUGGGGCUCUCAGAGAAUAGAGAUCAUUUUGUCAUCUGGAAUAUGGAUACAGGUUUUAUAAAGGAGCGGCUAAGGCCUCAGUUUAAGGACAAGCACUUGGCAAUGGAUCUAUUGACUGAACGUGAUGUAUACAAAGGGGAUACAAGCAAGGAACUACUGCAGCAGAAGAACCAUGUAAAAGAGACAGUUCUUCUGACGCCAUGGGAAAGACGCAAUGAGACCAAAACGGCAAAGAAACGCAGAAAGGAAAGAGAGGUGAAGAAGGAAAUAGAAACAAUGCAGCAGCUGGCAAAUGAGAAGAAUAAUGCAAUUGAUCAGUACCUGCUUAGUGACAAUGAAAAGGUGAUCGUAUGUUCAUACUAUGCACAUCACCUUUGUGUGUUCAGUUUGGACACAAUGAGCCACCUGCACACAAUAGAAGACACAACAUCAAUGCUGUUCUUGCACAAUGCUGCACUGACAUACAGUGGCAGCUACCUGGCUCUAUCCAACUACUGUGAUGCUGAAAAAAAUAGUUAUGUAACUCUCUGGGACCUUCACAACGGACUGGUUAAAAAACGACUGAAAAAUGAGCCAAAUAUCUGUUGCAUGGCCAUUACUGACACAGCUGACAGAAUUGUUUUUGGGGUUUCCUCGGGAAACAAAAUAAAGGUCUGGGAUCCUUUCACACAUAAACAUAAGAUCAUUCCUGGGUAUGAAAACCUUAACCUCACAGUUGACAGCAGAAUUCAAAUCAUAGAAGGAGGGUCCAAGGCAGUUUUACUAUCUGGUGAUGUCAGUUUGUGGAACCUGGUCAAUGGCACGGUAGUCUCUGUGUUUACCCCUGACAGUAAAAUCUGCUGCCUGUCCUUAGCUGCCGACAGAAAGACAAUACUUGUUGGGAUGAGCGAUACUCCGUCCCUUAUUACCCUGAAAGUCGCAUCAAAGGAUAAAGACAGUAACCUCACCAAAGGCGUAGGUCUGUUUGGCGAGGACUCUACAAGCAGCGAGGAUGAACCUGAUGACAAAGACCAACCUCUAAAGAUUUAGAAAAUGAAUACAGAUCUAUUUUCUAUUGGAAAAAAAAAAAAAGAGCUUAUCUAUUGCGCAAUAUCAAGAGCUGUUACUACCAUGCAGAGACUUUGAGGGUGCAAGGCUCUAAAACAGCAUUGUAAGGUGAUCUGUUUUAUCCGGAUACUAUGGGCCAGAUUCACAGAAGAAGUACGCCGGCGUAUCUACUGAUACGCCGGCGUACUUUCAAAUUUGUGGCG